This is a messenger RNA of Jaminaea rosea, 1593 nucleotides long. RefSeq names its product histone deacetylase. Bases 1 to 1593 code for a protein of 530 amino acids. Gene Ontology annotation, molecular function: histone deacetylase activity. NCBI's taxonomy places the organism in Eukaryota, Fungi, Basidiomycota, Exobasidiomycetes, Microstromatales. The transcript has 3 exons. The record is from RefSeq and is a predicted model, not a curated record.
AUGAUCAAGGCCGAGACGAACCCGCUCCACUGGCAAAGCGACACAUCGAGCGGUAAGCAGCCUCGUCGUGUAUGCUACUUCUUCGACAGCGACAUCGGAAACUAUCACUAUGGCCCCGGUCAUCCGAUGAAGCCUACCCGUAUUCGCAUGUGCCACUCUUUGGUCAUGAAUUAUGGACUCUACAAGAAGAUGGAGAUCUUCAGAGCAAAGCCCGCUACCAAGAGGGAGAUGUCCCAGUUCCACACCGACGAGUAUGUCGAUUUCCUGUCAAGAGUCUCGCCAGACAUAGUCGAGAAUUUCGUACGCGAACAGGCAAAGUUCAAUGUGGGCGACGAUUGCCCCGUCUUCGAUGGUCUCUUCGAAUACUGUUCAAUCUCAGCGGGCGGAUCAAUGGAGGGGGCUGCUCGCCUCUCGCGUGACAAGUGCGACAUUGCCAUCAACUGGGCUGGCGGGCUGCAUCACGCCAAGAAGGGAGAGGCAAGCGGUUUCUGCUACAUCAACGAUAUCGUUCUGGGCAUCUUGGAGCUACUCAGAUACCACCCGAGGGUCCUGUACAUCGAUAUCGACGUUCAUCACGGUGAUGGAGUUGAGGAAGCAUUCUACACGACAGACAGGGUGAUGACCUGCAGUUUCCACAAGUACGGAGAGUUCUUCCCAGGAACCGGCGAGCUGAGGGACACCGGCUACGGCAAGGGACGCUACUACAGCUGUAAUUUCCCGCUGCGCGACGGCAUCACCGACGAGAGCUACAAAUCCGUCUUUGAGCCCGUCAUCAGCAAGAUCAUGGAGUUCUACCAGCCAUCUGCCAUUGUCUUGCAGUGCGGCUCAGACUCCCUUGCAGGCGACAAGCUGGGAUGCUUCAACUUGUCUAUGCGCGGCCAUGCUAGCUGCGUAGACUACGUCAAGUCAUUCGGCCUCCCUCUUCUCCUCCUCGGCGGCGGCGGCUACACAAUGCGCAACGUCUCCCGCGCUUGGGCCUACGAGACGGGCCUCGCCGCCGGGCAGGAACUUUCCUCGCAAGUCCCUGUAAAUGAAUACUACGAGUACUUCGGCCCAGACUACAAACUCGAUGUCCGGCCAAACAACAUGGAGGACCUCAACACGAGAGAGUAUCUCGAGAAGAUCAAGAUCCAGCUCUUCGAAAAUUUGCGACACACCACCUUUGCCCCUUCGGUUCAGGGACAUGUAGCUCCAGGCGUGCCCGGCGAUGAGGAGAUGGACGAGAUCGACGACUUGGUCAGGGAAGGGGACGAUGCUCAGGAUGUGAGGGCAAGCAAGGAUCAGAGGAGGCGGGAUAGACGGGUGCAGCGCAAUGGCGAGUUGAGCGACAGUGAGGAUGAGGGGGAGGGGGGCCGACGAGAUCGAAUAGACCAUGGCAACGGAAAUGGGACGUCGCCCAGGUCCAGACCGAGCAUCAUGGAGCCUCUGCGACGGAGGCAAGAGGAGGCGGCUGCGGCUGCGGCUGACGCAGGGGCGCCAGCUUCAUCUGGGUCAUCAACACCGCUGGCCGCAGGCUCGGCGAUGGGGGCGACCACGGGUAGCACAGGAGGCGAGGGCCGUGCUCCCGGUGACGUCGAGAUGGCAGACUCGUAG